Molecule: messenger RNA, 574 nt
Organism: Acaulospora colombiana
Lineage: Eukaryota; Fungi; Glomeromycota; Glomeromycetes; Diversisporales; Acaulosporaceae
Source: the annotation of a GenBank genome assembly
AUCAUAUAAUGUGCAACUUCAACUGUUGCCAAAUUUCAACAGAUCCCAAGAUCUAGACAGGUACGUGGAUGAGGCCGAUCAAUUCUACGCGAAUCCACUGAAGUUUCUAGAUGAUCACUUCGAACCUGUGACCAUACCAUCAUCUUCUGUUAAUCAGAAUGGUACGUUACGAAGGUGGCCGAGUCAUUUGGUAAUCUUCGAGGCGUUGCUGAAGGAUCUCGGAUCGGUAUUAUCGGGUUAUGAUUAUGUGCAAUUCAAUGGUAUCUUUCUGACGCAUUUGUUGAUAAGACGACUCCGGAGUUCUAUCGAUCCUAAAUCCUAUACCCCUAUACUAAAGUUCUUUAACACUUUUACGCUGGAGUCAAAUAUCUAUCCCUUUAGACCCUGCAUUUCCAUGCUAGUCGUCCACGUUCUUAAUCCAAGCAGAAUACCCGGGCAUACUAUACAUUGGCUUUUAUCUUUUAUACGUGAUGAAGCCUUAUGGUUGUUGCAAGAUGUUGAUCGGGACACUGCUUCUUCACAAGCUCCAGUGUCCGAAAAUAUUUCAUCCUUCCUUUCCGAACAAUUUAGCAAG